Messenger RNA from Schizophyllum commune H4-8, 1264 nucleotides. RefSeq lists its product as uncharacterized. Lineage: Eukaryota; Fungi; Basidiomycota; Agaricomycetes; Agaricales; Schizophyllaceae. The transcript is spliced from 3 exons. The record is from RefSeq and is a predicted model, not a curated record. The coding region runs from base 271 to 810 and encodes 179 amino acids.
UCCAGGGCACCAAGUUCGAGCACGUCCCGCUCCUGAACGUGAAGGAGUACUACGAGCACACCCGGGACGCACCCCAUCACCGAGGCGACAUUUCUCUUGCGGUUCCAUCAUAAUGCACCGCAUCUCUACUCCACCUUUUUCUUUCACAGCGCCUCAUACACACAGAGCACACGGAUACGUGCUACUCACCCCGUCCCAUCCGUAUAUAAGUCCGUAAGCCCCUCGCGAUUUUUACUACUUCCCCCACCUCGCACCCUACACCCCACCAUCAUGCGCACACUCACCUUCGCCGGCGAAGACAUCCUCAACGGCUCACUCAUCCACGAUGGCGGCAGCGACGCCGACUACACCAUCCACAUCAACACCAACUAUGGGCGCAUCCGCAAGGAGACGACCCUCGUCACUUCCGCCUUGUCUGCGUCCAUCAACUGGCCGGAGCGCUGCCUUAGCAUCGGCGCGGAGACACACCCCAUCAGCGAUGUCGAGUGCAAAGUGUAUGUAGGUGGCAGAUUGACCACCACACGAGCUUGGAAAUGGGAGAAGCAAGAGUACGAAUUGGACUAUGCGGACGGGGCGUGGACGGCCAAAGACCUAUCAUCGUCAUCAACCAAGACCGUCAUCGCGUACUUCCGUUCAUCGCGCUCGCACUUCUUCCGCAAGAACGAACCCGCUCGAUUCGUUCUCGAGCGCGACGUGCCUCCCGCAGAGCUCGCGUUCCUCCUGGUUGCGUUACUUUACUCUGAAAUUCGUAGGCUGGAUGUAGCGCAAAGCGGACGAAGUGCAUCAGAAAUUGGCGGUGCAGGCUUCUGAGGAUUCUUGCGGUCGAAUCGAAGCAUUGGAAAAUCAUGAAUGGAUUAUGCCUACAUUAUUGUAAGCUGUGUAGUAUGUAUUAUCUGUGGAGCAUUAGAGCUCUGCGCUUGAAUCCCUUGUUCAGAUAAGGCCGGGUAUAAUCCUAUACGGAACCCGCUUCGCCCACUCCUGCCACUGUUCCCCAAAGUUAUUCUUCAGCAUAUCAUCCUCUGUCCGGAUGCGUUCCCCUAGCCCCACAACCAUGAUCGCGAACAGGCCCGUCCCGAGCAGCGCAGUAGGCACCACGCCGAUGUACUCGUACAGCCAGCUUCCUGGGCAGAGCUGCGCCAUGUAGAACCCGAUGCACGCAGCGACGGCCGCGGUGUAGCUGGGGUGGCGCACGAUCCCGUAGACGCCGUCGGUGACGAGCUUCUGGUCCUUCUGCACGGCGAGCUCGUAGGUGAAGUGCCGGUCG